Neltuma alba is the source of this 3540-nucleotide messenger RNA. RefSeq names its product pentatricopeptide repeat-containing protein At4g02750-like. NCBI's taxonomy places the organism in Eukaryota, Viridiplantae, Streptophyta, Magnoliopsida, Fabales, Fabaceae. Gene Ontology annotation, biological process: RNA modification. Gene Ontology annotation, molecular function: protein binding; RNA binding. The record is from RefSeq and is a predicted model, not a curated record. Bases 207 to 1997 code for a protein of 596 amino acids. The transcript has 2 exons.
GAACUGGAAUUUCCCUUUUGAUCUUAAACUAUCAUUAAUUUUUAAUCUUCCCGUGGGAAGUAAAAUCUAGUUCUUUAUAUAACUAGUCAGUGUCGUUUGGCGUAAUGUCGCAGUACAAGAAUCAGAGCCCCACUUUGUUCUCAGCGCUAUUCUAUCGGCUUCGAAGUUUAUGUUAAACACUUGUUCGUUACUCGCUUUUUGUCCGUAUGCUGGCUCUCUUACUCUUCCACGGAGCCACUCUUAGGCAGGGGUCGCUCUUGCCUAUAAUCCAAACUCGAAUAUGUAGCAGCGUAAUCUCUGGAGACUCAACGUUAUCCUCCAAUGUUGCGCGCCAAUUCCUACUUCCACCUUUGAAGUUUAUUUCGACUUGGGAUGUAUAUCGUUGUAACGUCAAGAUUGGUGUUCUAGCGCGAGAAGGAAACCUCGGUGCUGCCCAGAACUUGUUCGAUGAAAUGCCCACAAAGGACGUGGUUACUUGGAAUUCUAUGGUGACUGGGUAUUGGCAAAAUGGUUUUUUGGAAGAAUCGAGAAGGCUGUUUGAAUUGAUGCCGGUGAAGAAUGUGGUGUCUUGGAAUUCCAUGAUAGCUGGGUGUGUGGAGAACGAUAUGGUAGACGAUGCUUACAACUAUUUUCUGACAAUGACAGAGAAGAACACCGCGUCAUACAACGCAAUGAUCUCGGGUUUUCUGAAAUUUGACCGGAUUCAUGAAGCACAGAAACUUUUUGAAGAGAUGCCUUCUCGGAAUGUCAUCUCUUACACUGCAAUGAUCGAUGGGUAUUGCAGGAUAGGCGAGAUCGGGCGUGCAAGGACACUGUUUGAUGUCAUGCCUCGUAAAAACGCCAUCUCCUGGACGGUGAUGAUUGGUGGGCUCGUGGAGAAUGAGGUUUAUGAUGAAGCAAGGAAACUGUUUGAACGAAUGCCGCAGAAGAAUACUGUUGCGAGGACAGCUAUGAUAACGGGUUACUGUAAGGAGGGGAAGAUGGAAGACGCUAGACUCUUGUUUGAAGAAAUCGGAUCCAGAGAUCGCAUUUGUUGGAAUGCAAUGAUAACUGGUUAUGCGCAAAAUGGGAUGGGGGAGGAGGCAAUGAAUUUAUUUUCACAAAUGGUCAAGACUGGGAUGCAACCAGAUGACUUGACUUUUGUUUCAGUUUUUACUGCCUGUUCCAAUCUUGCAUCACUUGAAGAAGGAAGACAGGCUUAUGCUCUAGUGAUUAAGCAUGGUUUUGAGUCAGAUUUGUCAGUAUGUAGUGCCUUGAUUACUAUGCACAGCAAAUGUGGCGGAAUUAUUGAGUCCGAGUUAGCUUUUCAGCAAAUUUAUCAUCCAGACCUUGUUUCAUGGAACACCAUCAUUGCUGCAUUUGCACAGCAUGGUCUGUAUGACAAAGCUCUCUCCUACUUCGAUCAUAUGGUUUCAGUUGGUAUUGAACCUAGCGGGAUAACUUUCUUGAGUUUGCUGUCUGCAUGUUGUCAUGCAGGGAAGGUUGAAGAGAGUAUGAAUCUGCUUAAUUUGAUGAUCCAUAAAUACAAUGUUCCCCCACGGUCUGAACAUUAUGCUUGUUUAGUUGACAUAAUGGGUCGAGCAGGUCAGUUGCAGAGGGCCUUCAAAAUAAUCCAAGAUAUGCCAUUUGAAGCACACUCCGCUAUCUGGGGUUCUCUUCUUGCUGCCUGUAGUGUUCAUGUUAAUGUGGAAUUGGGGGAACUGGCUGCUAAAAGAAUUCUGCAUUUGGAUCCUUAUAGUUCAGGUGCUUAUGUUAUGUUGUCUAAUAUAUAUGCAGCUGCUGGCAAGUGGAAGGAUGUCAAUAGGAUCAGGAUUUUAAUGAAAGAUCGAGGAGUUAUAAAACAAAGAGCAUGUAGUUGGCUGCAGAUUGGAAACAAAACCCAUUGUUUCCUUGGAGGGGAUGCAUCUCAUCCAAAUAUUAGCGAUAUUCAUGUUGCACUAAGGAGGAUUACCUUACAUAUGAGGAUGCGCAAUGACAAUAAAAUAUGUUUCUUGUAAGAAGACGUAAUUUUAAUAAAAACUACAAAUUUUACAGGGGAAACACUGUAUUAUUGUUUUGGAGGCUCAUAGGGGACAUGUUAGGUGAGAAAUGUAGCACCUCGAAGCUCUCUUGGAAUUGGCCAGGAGCUCAAAGAGUCACUAUUCAUUUGGAUAGUUCUGAGGAAGAAGAAGCUCCUCACAAACCUUGAGCGACACAAAAAGCUUGUUUACUGUGAAGAAGAUCUUGAAGACAUGAAUCAUGUACCACAAACUUGUAUGCAUACAACAAAAGAUGUAUGGACCAUGCUGGUCCCAAAUGAUAAGCUUCUAUCCUUUAUGAAUGGGAAUUUUGGUGGUUGGCUCAAGGAAAAUCUGAAUAAUGAUGGCCAGAGAGGUGGGAGUAUGUGGAGAUGGGUUAUCGCUUUUGGCUUAACCAUAUGGAAAUUAUGGGAUUCUAGAAAUAGGAGAGUUGUCGCUUUUGAGAACUUGAAUGCAGAAGACAUAGGCUCUGUUUGGAUAUGCAUUUGGAUCCUAAGAAUCACAUUUAUUUGGCCAAACAUGAUUUUGAAAUGUGAUUUGGUCCGUUUGGUUAAUUUCUGAAGCAGCCCAUCAAGUUAUGAUUCUAACCUUCGACCAUGCGUUUGAGAGAAGUGAAAAAUAGUUGCUUCUGCGUUUAGGAGAUCUUGCAUUGAAUCAUCAAAACUUUUUCCGUUUAACCCCCUUCUCUUCUGUGUUUGCUGCUCCACAUUUCUUUCCUGUAAUCUUUGAACCAAAAAAUUGCUUGAUUUUGUUAUCAAUACGCAAAGAGAUGAAUGAAAGAGCUAUGUUGAAUGGGGGAAUCCGCAAAGAGCUGCCAAGGCUCGGUAGAUGGAGAAUCAUUAAAAGACUUGGGGGAAGACAAGAUGGAGCUGAGCAAGGUGAUGAUUCCUUGAAACCCAAUCCAAUUUUCUCCAACAUGCCAGUAGAAGCUGUAAGUUUCUUCCUAAUAAAAUUUUGUCGUUGAUAAAGCCUUCUUAUGUUCUGGGACUAACAAUUUGAUGUUAGAACAUCAAGGUUGAUUGCAUUAUAUGCUGUGCAGGCUUGUGAAACAACAAAACUGGGUAGAAGCUAGUGGUGUUCUUCGUGUGUAUCUGGAGGCAAUUAUUUAAAAAAUAAAUCUCCUUUCAAGACUCAAUUCAAGUUAUCAGAUUUACUAGAGCUUCUCAAACAUGUAGAAAGUAGUCAUAUUAAUCCAGCAAGAAUCAAGAACCCCCAUGAUGUUUGGAUGAGGAAGAGUGAUCAAUGAAGGAUAGGCGGUCAGGGAACAGACAUGCAGUUUAUUUGGAGUUCACAUUGCUUUUUAUGCAAGGCAAAAUUGAGGAAUUAUAUCAAGCUGUUCUAUGAUGUUUUUUCUCCUUUUGGUUGUUAAUGCUUAAUCCUUGCUUGAUGAUUGUGUAUCUGAAAUCAGUGGUUGAUGAUUGCAAAUCAUUCUAAUGUUAUCAUCUGCAUUAUUGGGAAUAUGCUUUCUAGGACUUCCUAGAUUGUUCUAAUCCCCGGGAAAAUAUAAUAGUUUCAUUUUCAA